Coniophora puteana RWD-64-598 SS2 is the source of this 2236-nucleotide messenger RNA. RefSeq names its product arginase deacetylase. The record is from RefSeq and is a predicted model, not a curated record. Gene Ontology annotation, molecular function: histone deacetylase activity. The transcript has 7 exons. Gene Ontology annotation, cellular component: nucleus. NCBI's taxonomy places the organism in Eukaryota, Fungi, Basidiomycota, Agaricomycetes, Boletales, Coniophoraceae. The coding region runs from base 94 to 1986 and encodes 630 amino acids.
CAAGUUUCGGCCUCCUCAGCUCAGGGUGGAAGUUCCGUCAACAUCGGUGCUAGAAAGCCUGCAGACACAGUGACGUCAGACCUGCAAUCUCCCAUGAUUUCUCACCCGUCGGCCACGCGUAACACGACUGUUUAUCUCCAAGACGCAUGUCUUCUCCACCGUUAUAUCCGCUCGCGCGACACCUCAGGCGUCGUGGAACGCCCCCAACGCGUGCGUGCUGUCAAGGUCGGCCUCGCGGCAGCGCUUGCUCGUCUGGAGGGUGCAACGGCGCGUCAGCUUGGACACGAGAAUGCCUCACGUUCCGAACCCGGCAGGCUUUCUGGGAACGCUGUGGUAGAGGCUAAAGCAGGCGCCUCAAGUUUGCUAUCCGCGUCUGAACCGGACGACCUCGCGUCCGCGCUGGGCCGAUUGAAUCUGGCAAAGGACGACACGAGCGCGAUUGCCCCCGGGAUACGUGUGCCAGGGGUAAAUAUCGUCAAAAGUACCGCUACCGUAGACAUCCUCGACCACGCUGCUGUCAAAUACAUACAUGGCGACAUUGAAGGUGACGUUUAUCUCGAAAAUAUCAAGGAGUGGGCACGCACAAGUAAAGAAAAGAUCGUGGAGACCGGUCGCGAGAUACCCGAAGGAUACCCACCGCUGGAUCUCUAUCUCUGUCCCGAAUCCGUCGACGCGAUGCAAGGCGCUAUCGGUGCUGUUUGUGAGGCUGUGGAUGAUGUCUUGUCUGGAUCAACUGGAGAUCCGCGUUCAGACCACGCGUUCGUCGCCGUCCGACCACCAGGGCACCAUUGUGGAGAGGAUACACCGGCUGGCUUCUGCUUCGUCAACAACGUCGCGAUUGGCGCGGCUCAUGCACACCUCAAACACGGCAUAAAUCGAAUCGUCAUUCUGGACAUCGACUUGCACCACGGCAACGGCACGCAGUCCAUCGUGUGGCAGAUAAACGAAGAAUCGUAUAGACAGGCUCUUGAGUCUGAGCAAGCGCCGGGGACUUCUCAAAAUGCCGGUCCCCGUAUCUACUACGGAUCAUUGCAUGACGUUCUAUCCUUUCCUUGCGAGGACGGGAAGCCAGAACUCGUGCAAGCUGCGUCGGUCUCCAUCCACGGCUCACAUGGACAACACAUCGAGAACAUUCACCUCCAAGCCUACGAAUCGGACCAACACUUCUGGGGAACCUUAUACAGCUCGAAGUAUCGGAGGCUUCUCUCAAAAGCUGAAGAGUUUCUCAACAACACGGGUGGUCCAGGCGACGAUGUUAUCUACUUUAUCAGCUGUGGCUUCGACGCCUGCGAACACGAGUACGAAUCGAUGUCUCGGCAUGGUCGCAAGGUGCCGACAUCGUUCUACCACCGCUUCACACGCGAGAUAUGCGCGUCCGCCGAGCGCUACGCGCGCGGAAGAGUUAUUAGUGUUCUUGAGGGCGGCUACAGUGAUAGAGCCCUCGAAAGCGGUGCGAUGGCCCAUCUUUGCGGGCUCGUCGAUCCAAGUGCCGGCGCAAUUGACGAGGACUGGUGGAGCGUUGACAACCUAGUUAAGCUCGAGAAAGCCACAAAACCUCGCAAAGGAGGUCGCCAGUCUAUCAGCACGUUUGCCUCAGAACCAUGGCUCAGCCGAGCGUCAGAGAUUCUUGCGUUCAUGGAGCCUACAUCGUCUUCGUCCUCAAAGAAGGCUUGGAUGCAUCCCAGCUCCAGCUCUAGGAGUCUGCGGGACCGCAAGAAACCAGAUUCCAGCGUCAGCUCCACGACUUCUCCGGCUGCAUCGCCAAGGGGCAAGAGUGCUGCCAAGAAGGCACCCAAGGCCAGUCGGCCGCUCUCGGACAAGGAAUCGUCACCUACCACUGGGUCAGCCCCGGACCAGUCAUGGUCUUCUAGUAGCAGUGUUUCAGAAGGAGACGUUAAGCAGGAGGUCAAGGUAGAGGACGGAGCGCCCUCAAAGAAGCUUCCGAAGGUGAUAUUGCGUGUGCGACCCCCGGCGGAUGCGCCAUGAUUCGUGAUUUUGCUUUCUAGUUUGCAUCGGUCUUGUGUGAUUUUUUGCUGUCUAUAUUUGCAGCCAUACAUGUCUGCUAUUCUGAAUCGUGAUCCCUCAGAAUCUCUUGUACUAUAUACAGAGGCUCUGAUGCAUAUGGACAAAGCUUGGAGGGUCUAGUCUAAGUCUGCGACUGCAGGAACACACUUCCGUCUAUUCAUAACUACUGUACUACAGCGCAUACAAGGUUAAACUAAUAUACCACUCUAGC